This is a messenger RNA of Penicillium argentinense, 558 nucleotides long. RefSeq names its product putative phosphoglycerate mutase family protein. Lineage: Eukaryota; Fungi; Ascomycota; Eurotiomycetes; Eurotiales; Aspergillaceae. Gene Ontology annotation, molecular function: catalytic activity. The coding region runs from base 1 to 558 and encodes 185 amino acids. The record is from RefSeq and is a predicted model, not a curated record. The transcript has 3 exons.
AUGUUGUUGCGCUCAGCUCUUCUCUUUUUCUCUAUCUGGACGACUGUCGCGUUCGCAAAGGAGUACCCGACGGCGUACCUGAUUCGCCAUGGCGAGAAACCUGCCAAUCCAGACGACCAUGAUCUUACCCUAGACGGCGUGCGACGGGCGCAAUGUCUGCGCACAGUUUUCGGCGCAAAGUCGAAAUACAACAUUUCGCAUAUCAUGGCGCCAACCGUGAAAUGGAACGGCGAACACGGCAGAGCAUUGAAAACCGUCCUUCCCCUCGCUACAGACCUCGGUCUCGAAGUCGACACACACUGCUCCCGCAAGAAGGCCGAGUGCGUUGCCGACGCGAUUCGAUCCUUCGAAGGACCCGGGAACCUCCUCAUCGCGUGGCGACACAAAAACAUUCCCGAUAUCCAGGAGUUCUUGGGCUCAACAGAUCCACUUGUGUACCCCGACGACCGAUUCGAUAUGAUCUGGACGAUUCCGUAUCCGUAUGAUAAAAUUACGGAUAUCAGGAGUGAAGAGUGUCCCGGGUUGGAUACACGUCCGGGGUUGGUCGCACAGUAUUAA